This is a messenger RNA of Balaenoptera acutorostrata (minke whale), 5142 nucleotides long. It is a transcript of the gene ST3GAL4, whose product is annotated as ST3 beta-galactoside alpha-2,3-sialyltransferase 4. The transcript is spliced from 4 exons. The record is from RefSeq and is a predicted model, not a curated record. Gene Ontology annotation, molecular function: sialyltransferase activity. The coding region runs from base 825 to 2198 and encodes 457 amino acids. Lineage: Eukaryota; Metazoa; Chordata; Mammalia; Artiodactyla; Balaenopteridae. Gene Ontology annotation, biological process: glycolipid biosynthetic process.
GAGGAGAGAGAGAGAGAGGGGGAGAGUGUGUGUGUGUGUGUGUGUGUGAGUGUGUGUGUAGGGGCCAUGUUUAUCCUGGGGUGUGCUCCUGUGUUUGAACAGGGGUUCGUGUGUUUGCGCUCAGAGGUGUGUUUGUAGGUUUUCAACAUGGAGGGUCUCAGUGGACCAGAGCGGAGUUGGCCUGGGAAGGGGCUCAGAGUGUCUUCUGGGUGCCUCCCGGCUGUGGGGUGUGGAUGGCGCCGAGCGUGCUCAGAUCUGCCUCCCUGUUUCCCCACAGGGGCUGCGUGAGCCCCUGGCAGGGGAGGCUCUGGGUCAUCCCUGAUGACCUGGCAGCCCUCCUGCCAGCAGUCCCACCUGCUGUGCCCCAGCCCUGCCCCAGAGGGACCACUGGUCAGACUGGAGGGUCUGCACCUUCCCCAGCAACACCUAGAAUGCUAGCCGCCCCUCCCCUUCCCUCAUUGGUAACCUUUACCUCCAGGAGAGUUGUAUAAACAGCUGGUUUGUGGAAACAUCUUACUGAUGUGAAACGAUCUCAAAAGGGUCUCUCUUAUCGCCUUCGCUGUUCCCAGGGGACAGGCUGAUGCAGGAAAUGGAGGUCUUGUUUUCAUUCUCCGCAGUUUCAUUUCUCCUCCAGAGACCCCACCCCGGAGGCCGUGCACACCAGCAUGCAUAGCCCUCCCUUUUUGCCCUAAUCCCACCCUCAGCCACUCUGACCCUGGUGGGCUCCUGAUAGAAAUUCAGGCAUGGACUGAACUUGGCCCUGUACCGUCCCUGCUGGGGGACUUUGGGAGCACCAGCUCUGGAGAGGGGACAGCACUCUGCAAAUGAGGCACUGCUCGAGCGGAGCAGGUGCUGCCCCUGGAGCCGCCGGGGGAGGGGGCAGCUUGGCGCUGGCUGGAGGUCGGUGGCCACGCCCCGUGGGACUGGGCACUUUCUCUAGGAGGGACUGUACCCAGAACGGGAGAACGGCUUGGCCACUGAGGACUCCAACGCCCCCUGAGCCUGGCCUGUACAUGGGAUCCAUGUUCAGUGCAGGCAGAGUCUGGGUGGCAGUCCCCCCGGUCCCCGGGCAGCUGCGUGUGUGCCGUGAGUGCAGUGGACCCAGCGGCUGGGAGGAGAGCAAUGCAACCCUGAGCCUGGCCUGUACGUGGGAUCCACGUUCAGUGCAGGCAGAGUCUGGGUGGCAGUCCCCCUGGUCCCCGGGCAGCUGCGUGUGUGCCGUGAGUGCAGUGGACCCAGCGGCUGGGAGGAGAGACAUCUGUUCAUUUCAAUAUUCGUCAGUUACCUACCACACAUCAGGUGUUUCGUUUGGUGCUGGAGAUACUGUGGGCCACAAGAAGUCCCUGCUUUCUUGGGUCCUAUCAUCUCACAGCGCUCCUCAGCGCAAACUAGCCGCAUUGCAAGUGCUCCAUGGCCACGUGAGGCUGCGGCCACCUCACCGGACGGGACACGGCGGGGCUGGUGCAGUCCACCGUCUUCAGAAGGGGCAUCUGGAGGCCGGAGGGAGGGAGGGGACUGGCCAUACUGGUGGUUUCAAGCUCCAGUUCCUGCAGGGCCUUCAGCUUUGGCUCCUUGGGGCUAGAUUCAUUGGCCCCUGGGUGGGAGGUAUGAGGAGGGAAUCGUGCCCGGGAGCCUGGCGCAGGUCGACGGCCACACCGGCUUUUUUCUUUAUUUAUUGUGGGCAUGAACCUGUACUGUUGACUCCCCACCCCGUCACUACACUUAAGCUCUUUUACCCAGCGAAUGGAAUUCAAAGCUCCUGCCCCACCCCGGCCAACUCCAGAAGUAUGAUUUUCAUGUGGUUCUCGGUGGUGUCUUGUGACCGGCAGCUGAUAAAGUGGAGAAUACAGUGUUUCUCUGCAGGGGGCUGCAGGCCUGGGCUGUUGGAGACGCCUGUUGGGGGUGGAGGGUAUCCUGUGGACCCCCAGGGUGGGGAGCAGAGAGCCUUCCUGCCCUGCAGGUGGAAGCCUCUGCAGCCCCUUUCCUCCAAGCUUGGCUGGCUGGACAGAUGCCCCAUCUGCCCACUGGUGGGCCUUGAGGCAGUUGGUCAGUUACUCUGCCCUCUGCCGCUUCACGAGAGCCCUGGGCCAAGGCCAGCUCCCUCCCUACUGGGCCUGCGGAGAUCAGAUCACGCUGUGCUGCUGUUCAGGCUGUGUCUAGCCAGCGGCCAGGCCAGAGGGGCUGGAGUGGGUAUCUGACCUAUUGCUACCACCUCUUCCCCUCUUGCUCUGCCUGCUCUGUGGCGGUGUAGUUCCCGAUGAGUAAAUUAAUUCAACAAACUUGUGUCGAGAGCCUGCUGUGUACCAGUCACUGUUCUAGACAUUGGUGAUACAGCAUCGAACAAAACAACAGCAAAAGUUCUUUGCAAGCCAGGGAGGGGGAUCUGAAAUAUGAGGUGUAGGGGGGAUUUUUUGACCAGAGGUGGAGAAGAUGAGUGGAGAGCUGAGUGGGUAGCUACCAAGCCUGUGUCUAGGGGAAAAGCAUUCCAGGCUGAGGGAACAGCCAGAGCAGAGGGAGAGGGACUUCUUGCCCAGUCAAGAACAGUGAGGCCCGUUUGAGUAGAGCAGACUAAAUGAGGGAAAUGGGGAAGGAGGGCGGAGAAGUGCUGGUGGGGAGAUCACGUGCAUCCUUACAGGUCAGAGCAAAAGGCCUGGCCUUUCUCUCUGAGUAGAUGGGCGCCGUGGAGGGUUUUUGAGCUGAGGAGAGGGGAUACAGAUGAUCCAUUCUGGAGAAUCGCCGUUAGCUGACUCCACCCAGGAGCGGCGGAUCAUAACACAGUGCGACUCCAGUGGCCUGUGUCCUCACCUUGCCUUACUUCACAGUUGUAUUAGUUACAUUAAAUUCACCGUCCAGCUCAAGCCCCCCCCCUGGAAUAAUGGCAGAGGACUCGAAGCUGAGAGGAAUCGCUGUGGGUUAGCUGGCAGUCAAGAUUCACACGCCUCCUGGACACAUGGCGGGAGAUCCCCGAGAGGAGAUGUUUGCAAGCAGCUGUGGUAGCACAGCCCCGCUCUUUGGUUCCAGAGAGUAGCCACACAAGCUCAGGGCCCGGGGGACCUGGCUGACCAGCUGAGGGCUGUUGGUUCCCUGCCAGCAAAGCGGCACGGCCGUGAGAAAGUGAACGCGGUCUUUGCCAGCAUUCGUGGAAGUCUGGUGUCCAGAUGGAGGGCACUAGUAAUCCCGUGAAUACAGCUGCGGGCUUUGAGGACAUGCUGGAGGGCUUCCAGGGGAGGCAGGCGAUGCGGGGGCCGGAGACUGUGUCUCACGAGGCAGCCUGCCUGAGAAGGGGCGCAGGAGGCACCUCUUAGCUGUCAGAAGGCUUUGAAGGACUUGGCUGUGACGGAGGGCAGCUUCCUCCUGUUGCCCCAGAGCGCUGCAGGUGGGCCCUGCGAGGAUCUUGGCGUCUUCGCAGGAUGGUUUAGGGGCAGUGGAGGGCAGGAGUUGGGAGCGCGCCUCUGGAGCUAAGCUGCUCACUAGCUCGGCGACCCCGGGCAAGUUGCUGACCCUUUUUGCACCUCACUUCCCUGUCUCCACAAUGGAGGUAAUAAUAGUGUUUAACUCAUAGGGUUGAGAUCAUACUUGGACAGCCCUUAAAAGUACCUUGCAGAGUAGCUCUCAACAUGUGGUAAUGUCUGGCGACAUUUGGUUGUCAGAACUGGAGAGCGGGGGUCAUACUGGCCUCUAGUGGGCAGUGGUCACGGUGCUGGUAACCAUUCAGUGGCGCACAGGACAGCCUCCACAGCGAUGACUCACCUGGUCCCCAAAGCAAUGGCAGUGAGGUUGGCUCCCCCCUGGUGUUGCACAUAGUAAGUGCACAAUACAUUUCAGGAUCAGUACGGGAUGCAAUACAUUUUUAGUCUCAUCGUAUUACUUGUGUGUCAGAUGUUUAUAAAACAUCUGCUAUGUUCUAGGCACUGUAAUAGAGUCUGAAGAUAUAAUGCAGGCCUGGACCACAGAGGUCAUAGUCUCAUGGACAAGAUACGAAAACACAAUAAUGUAAUAUAAAAUUAUAUUAUGUGAUAAAGCAUCUUCUCUAAGUGCUCUGGUAGACUCUUGGUAUAAACAAGCUUCCAGUUUCAGAGGUCAGAGGAUAGUGGGCAAGCCAUGAAAUUAGUAAUUACAUAAUACAAAAAGUUUACUACCUGUUAGGUGCUAAAAUCAAGAUAUAAACGAUUUUUUGUGGAAAGAAAAACAUUGCUUAGAAAUGUCAGAAAAGGGCUUCCCUGGUGGCGCAGUGGUUGAGAAUCUGCCUGCCAAUUUAGGGGACACGGGUUCGAGCCCUGGUCUGGGAAGAUCCCACAUGCCGCGGAGCAACUAGGCCCGUGAGCCACAACUACUGAGCCUGCGCGUCUGGAGCUUGUGCUCCGCAACAAGAGAGGCCACGACAGUGAGAGACCCGCGCACCGCGAUGAAGAGUGGCCCCCGCUUGCCGCAACUGGAGAAAGCCCUCGCACAGAAACGAAGACCGAACACAACCAAAAAUAAAAAUAUAUAAAUAAAAUUUAAAAAAAAAAAAAAAAGAAAUGUCAGAAAACACUUUGUAGAGGAGGGGCCGGUGCUGCAGAAGGAGUGAGAUUGUUGAGGCUAACAGGGGCUGCGGAGGGUCUUCCUGCUGGAGGAAAGCCCCGUGCAGAGGUGGGGUUGUGGAAGAAGGCGGCACCUGCAGCGCACGUGGCAGGAGCUCCGAGAUGCACAUGCAGGGCUUGGGGCCUGGGACUGAAGCGCCCUGGUUGCCUCUAAAAAGCUUUGGUUUUUCAUUGAAGGAAUGGGGAGUGAUUGAAGCAGAAGGGUGGUUUGGUCCAAACUGUUUCUGAGAAAGAUACCUUGUUGGCAGUUCUGAGGAAGAGGCUUGAGUGAGGAAAGACUUGUGGCAAAGAGACCAGUUAGGAGACAGAUAAAUUGGGGUGAGAUCCUAGAAUCCACCUGUGGCUCAAGAAGAGAAGAUGCAGGCUGCUUUCCGAAGUACUUCUGGGGCUCUAGACUGUGUGGCCUUCAUGCUGCGCUGAGCUUUAUCAAGCUUUACAUCCCAGUGCCGUCUAUAAUGGCGAGCGUUCAGUGGGAGUUCAGCAAGCGUUUGCUGGAAUGAGGAACUGGGGGUAGAGUGGGUAGCGUUUCGCAGGGAUGGUGUGAAGGCGAAGGAGAUGU